This is a messenger RNA of Cyclocybe aegerita, 879 nucleotides long. The record is from the annotation of a GenBank genome assembly. Lineage: Eukaryota; Fungi; Basidiomycota; Agaricomycetes; Agaricales; Hemipholiotaceae.
AUGGCCGUCGAGACACCCAGCACGAUGAGACCGGACGAGGUCGCCUACGCCAUGGUGCAGAGCGGCAUAAAGAAGCACAGAGACCGCUAUGAGAACAUCUUCCUCAAGGCCUUUAUGGCAGGAGCGAUGCUGUCUUUCGGAGGACUAUUGUCGGAGGUUCUCGCGGGAGGUGCGACCGGCCUCACAAGUUCAAACCCUGGAAUCGUGAAGAUACUCAGCGGCUUUGUCUUCCCUGUCGGUUUGGUGAUGAUUGUUCUGCAAGGCCAGGAACUCUUAACGAGCAAUAUGAUGGUAUUCCCCAUGGCCGUCCUCAAGGGUGCUAUCCCUUGGUGGAGCCUUCCUAUAAACUGGAUAAUCGUGCACUACACUGGGAUAGUUUCAACAGAACCCUACGAGUCCUAUAUCAAAAGCUUUGCGGUUCAUAAAGCGAGCGAUCCCCAAUGGCACCAGAUCUUCUUGCGAGGGAUCGGAUGCAACUGGCUCGUUUCUAUCGCAAUCUGGCAAGCUGCUGGUGCGAGAGAUACGAUAUCCAAAAUUUUCGCCAUCUGGAUACCUAUUUGGAUAUUCGUAGCUUGCGGAUUCGAUCACGUCGUCGCGAACAUGUUCUCCGUUCCUUUAGGAAUAAUGUUCGGCGCUCCUCUGACAACUACAGAAUAUAUCCGCAAAUCCUUGUUCGCGGCCCUCUUUGGCAACAUCGUUGGUGCGCUAUUUGUGGCCCUGCCCGCCGUUUACUGGUAUCUGGGAGAUUAUAACGCUGGCGGUCUCCGAGCCGCGGAGACGGGCGAGGGAUUGAACCCACCACGCCUUAUCUCACCAAGCAACUCCAGUACGGACGACGAGAAGAGACAAACAAGAGAAGGGACUGUCAUGGUGGAUUGA